Molecule: messenger RNA, 1200 nt
Organism: Xenopus laevis (African clawed frog)
Lineage: Eukaryota; Metazoa; Chordata; Amphibia; Anura; Pipidae
Gene: pcgf1.S
Product: polycomb group ring finger 1 S homeolog
Exons: 9
Coding region: 206-982 (258 amino acids)
Biological process (GO): negative regulation of transcription by RNA polymerase II
Cellular component (GO): PRC1 complex; nucleus
Molecular function (GO): promoter-specific chromatin binding
Source: RefSeq, a predicted model, not a curated record
CUGUAUAUAGAAUAAGGGAUAAGAGGCAGGGAGUUACUGUAUUUAGAGCAGGGGCAGUGAGUUACUGAAUAGAUGUUUAACCCUAAUACACAACCCGUCCCUCCACAAAGACAAACGAACUCGGAAGAAAAGAGGCAUUGAGUGUCGCCAUGGAAACAACCUACCCACCAGCGCUUAGCGGAAGUGUCGUCAUACCAGUAUCAAAAUGGCGUCUCAAGGGCCGUUAGUGAUAGCGAUGCGGCUCCGGAACCAGCUCCAGUCCGUUUAUAAGAUGGACCCACUUAGGAACGAGGAAGUGGUGAAGGUGAAAAUGAAGGAGCUGAAUGAGCACAUUGUGUGUUACCUGUGCGCCGGCUACUUCAUAGAUGCCACAACCAUAACGGAAUGUCUGCACACCUUCUGUAAGAGCUGCCUAGUGAAGUACCUACAGACCAGCAAGUACUGCCCCCUGUGCAACAUCAAGAUCCACGAGACUCAGCCCCUCCUCAAUCUCAAGCUGGACCGGGUCCUGCAGGACAUUGUCUACAAGCUGGUGCCGGGCCUUCAGGAGAAUGAAGACAGUCGCAUCAGAGAUUUCUACCAUUCCCGUGGGUUGGAGCGAGUUCUUCAGUCAAGUGCAGUUGAAGACUCUGUGGGAGAUGUCUCGCAUCUGUCUCUUUCCUUGGCAGUCUCUCAGAAGACGUCCCACUAUUACAGGAACGAUGAACAUGUCUGUCUUUGUCUUGAGAAAGUCGGUUCUGGGAAAGACAAGAAGAAGUUUAUCCUGCAGAAAUUUGUUCGGUGUUCUGUCCGUUCUGAGAUUCGUCACCUACGCGGGGUUCUUAGUCAUCGGCUCAGCGCACCUCUGGCGCAUGUGCAGCUCCUGAUUGAUAACAAAGUGCUGCCGGAUCACAUGACCAUGAAGCAGUUGUGGUUGAUGCACUGGUACGGCAAGCCGGCGCCGCUCGUUGUGUUGUACAGUGUCAGGGAGAAGAGGAGGUGACCCCCGCGCUGUGUUCUGUUUAUUGCCUGUAUGUGUGCUGGGCCAGUGAGCUAGCAAUCUGCCUAGUGCAAAUGACUGUGUGAAUAUUGUGUCAUCUCCCCAGAGUGCCUUAUUGCUCGGAGCAUGGGCAAGCCUUUGUAUAAAGUCAUAUUUUCUGGAGCCAAAUGUAUAUUUUGCCAAUGGUUUAUAAUAAAAGAUGUAAAUAGUGUGAAAUGGAA